Molecule: messenger RNA, 1320 nt
Organism: Otolemur garnettii (small-eared galago)
Lineage: Eukaryota; Metazoa; Chordata; Mammalia; Primates; Galagidae
Product: signal-regulatory protein beta-1-like
Exons: 6
Coding region: 1-1161 (386 amino acids)
Biological process (GO): positive regulation of T cell activation; positive regulation of phagocytosis
Cellular component (GO): plasma membrane
Source: RefSeq, a predicted model, not a curated record
AUGCCCCUCCCUGCCUCCCGGCCCCACCCUCCUCAUCCUUUGCUGCUGCUGAUUCUACUACUGGGACUCCCAGGGGUGGGAGGAGAGGAGCUGCAGGUGAUUCAGCCUGACAGGUCAAUGUCAGUCGCCGCAGGAGAAACGGCCAUUCUGCGCUGCACCGUGACCUCCCCAGUCCCCGUGGGGCCCAUCAAUUGGUUCAAGGGGACUGGGCGAGAUAGAGAAUUGAUCUACAGUCAAAAAGUCCACUCCCCCCGGGUAACAAAUAUCUCAGAUGUUACAAAGAGAGACAACCUGGACUUUUCCAUCCGUAUCAGUAACAUCACCCCAGCAGACGCCGGCACCUACUACUGUGUGAAGUUCCGGAGAGCAACUCCUGAAAACGUGGAGUUUAAGUCUGGACCAGGCACCGAGGUGUCUGUGAGUGCCAAACCCUCUGUCCCCGUGGUAUCGGGCCCUACAGCAAGGGCCACAACUAAGCAGACAGUGAACUUCACCUGCGAGUCCCAUGGCUUUUCACCCCGAAACAUCACCCUGAGGUGGUUCAAAAAUGGGAAUGAGCUCUCAGACGUCCAGACCACUGUAGACUCCACAGGAGAAAAGGCCUCCUACCAUGUACACAGCACAGCCAGGGUGACACUGGACCCUGGAGACAUCCACUCUCAGGUCAUCUGUGAGGUGACCCACGUCACCUUGGAGGAGAUCCCUCUCCGUGGGACUGCCAACUUGUCUGAGACCAUCCAAGUUCCACCCACCUUGAAGGUUACCCAACAGCCCAUGACAGCAGGGAACCAGGCCACCUGCCAGGUGGAGAGGUUCUACCCUGGGAAACUGCACCUGACCUGGUUGGAGAACGGAAAUGUGUCCCGAACAGAAAUGACUUCGACCCCCAUAGAGAACAAGGAUGGGACCUACAACUGGACCAGCUGGCUCCUGGUGACCUCCUCUGCCCACAGGGACAGUGUGGUGGUCACCUGCCAGGUGGAGCACAAUGGGCAGGCACCGGUCACCAGAAGCUAUGCCCUGGAGCAGGACUUAGAUGCCACCCUUGAUCUGGCACUGCCUCCUCCUUGGCCCCUCCUGGUAGCCUUCUUCCUGGGCCCCAAGACACUGCUGGUGGUUGGUGUCACUGCUGUCUAUGUCCACAGGAAGCAGAAGACCUGACUGUAUCCGAGCAGAUGGGACUCAGGAAGGGGAGUCAGGACUCCGGAAGAGGAGCUGGGACUUGGAGUGGAGCUGAGCAGGCAGAGCUCCAUCUCAGGGACACAAGUCCCAGGAGAAGACCAGCAGUGGGGACAUAACAGGCUCUCAGGAAUGCUGAGC